Eruca vesicaria subsp. sativa (arugula) is the source of this 984-nucleotide messenger RNA. Lineage: Eukaryota; Viridiplantae; Streptophyta; Magnoliopsida; Brassicales; Brassicaceae. The record is from the annotation of a GenBank genome assembly.
AUGGCGGCGACUAGUAGUACAUGCAAGCACUGGGUUGUUCAGGGUCAAAUCUGUUGUCGAUGCAAAUCUCGAGUGGAUACGAAGGAUUUGGCUAGGAUGGAGGAGAUAUCACCUUUUCCUUUUCCUGAUCCUGAUUGUACUCAUCCAGUGUUUAGCCGCGGUCAAUGUAUCUAUUGUGGAUAUUUCUAUGAUAUUUAUGACUACCCCCCAACUUGUUUCAAUUACCUCAAUUUUCAGUUGAUGCCCGAGUUCAAGAAUUCUACUAAGAAACACAAGUUAAGGAUCGGGUUGGGACAAAAGAAGCUUCACCUGGUUCUUGGCUUAGAACACAUCCUCAUCCACGCCAUCAAACUCUCCAAGAUUUCUCAUGAUGAUUCAAGAUUACUAUUAACAAGAGAUGACAUAUUUCUUCUUCCUAACCACAACUUACUGGUCAAGUUGCAACCCUUUGUCCGUGACUUCUUGUCGGAAGCAAAAGAGUUUUUCACCAUGCACGUUUUCACAAACUAUGGCCGUGACCGUGCCAAAAAAGUGGUCAGUUUGCUCGAUCCGCAUAUGGUGUAUUUUGGGAGUCGAAUCAUUACAGGUAGUGACACUUACUACUAUGGUGGUUUGAAGUCAUUGGAACUUGUUUUGGCGGAACCACGUGGGGUGAUUGUCUUGGACUAUGGACCUGGAUUGUGGAGGAGGCAAGACUUACCUAACCUGGUCGUUCUAUCUCCCAAGUACGAGUACGAGUACUUCGUCAAAGCAAACAGAAGCAACAAGAAGGUCGUAGACGGGGGGUUCCUAGCAAAAGCUCUUAAUUUCUUCAAGAGUAAUAAAGUUUUAUUGGAGGGAAAUAGAGAGAAGUCUUCUGAUGAACGUGAAGAUAUGACUGUCUUAUUGCCAAACCUUAAGGCCCUUCAUGAAUUGUUCUUUAAUGGAGGAUAUUACGACGUAACUCAUGUCCUGCCCCAUGUCUAUCAUGAAACCAAGGAAUAA